AGUGCGGCGCACCGGCUGCGGCUGGCGAGGGUUGCUCUCGACCGGCACGCUGUAUUUCUCAGCCCCGGGGGGAAGGUACCUACUGCCGGAAAGAGCCUCACGUGAACUUUGAACAAACACGAUCCCCGAGUGCUCUCAGUCCUGCUCCCAGAUCACUACUAUGGUGAUCCGUGUGGGGGCAUUGUUCACACGUUCUGGACUUGGAAGAGAAUCUGCAUUUCGGAGCCCAGCCUGGUGCGGAGCUGAAUGAAGAUGUGGCCCGAAAUGGUUUAACUUAACAAUGUCAUCGUUCGGUCACUGUCAAAUAACCUUGAGUGUUCAAAACAAAACAUUGUACAUGAGUGCUGCCGCGAACAGCUGAUUGAUUGAGAGACGCCGACUGUCUUGCAUCUGCACAACUUUACUCAAGUCUCAAGCGUUGCCUAAGUUGUUGAGUGAAAUGGUGCACUCGUCUACACCGGUUCCUUCCACCAAGCACUAUGCGGACUCGUUCUGGUGCACCUACGUCGUCUCGGUGGUUGCUGCAAGCAUAGCAGAAGUCUUGACUUAUCCACUUGAUCUCACUAAAACGCGACUUCAAAUUCAAGGGGAGAAGGCUGCAGCACAACAUGGAAUCUCAAAUGCUGGACCAUACAGGGGUAUGUACAAGACUGCAUUAGGUAUUGCUCAAGAAGAAGGUGCACUAGAGCUUUGGCGAGGAAUAACACCAGCAAUAUACAGGCAUGUUGUAUACUCUGGUAUUCGCAUUGUGACUUACGAACGACUCCGAGACGAUGUUGCUGGAAAAAACCCCGAUGGCUAUUUUCCAGUUUGGAAAUCAGCAAUUUGUGGUGCAACAGCUGGUGCUAUUGCCCAGUUUGCCGCUAGCCCUACUGAUCUUAUCAAAGUUCAAAUCCAAAUGGAAGGGAAACGUAGACUUCUUGGUAAACCCCCAAGAGUGCUCAGUUUUGGUCACGCAUUUCAACAGAUUUUGGCCAGUGGAGGUGUAAAAGCUUUGUGGAAGGGUUCAAUACCCAAUGUCCAACGAGCAGCUCUUGUAAAUCUGGGAGACUUGACUACUUAUGACACUGCAAAGCACUUCAUUCUGACACACACCACUUUAACAGACAAUCAUUUCACUCACAUACUUGCAAGUGCAUGUGCUGGAUUAGUAGCAGCCACCAUGGGUACCCCUGCCGAUGUUGUGAAAACAAGAGUCAUGAAUCAGCCAACGGACGCAUCUGGCAAGGGCCUUGUUUACAAAUCAUCAAUUGACUGCCUUAUUAAGACAGUGGAGAAUGAAGGAGUGUUAGGAUUAUACAAAGGGUUCCUUCCAGUAUGGAUCCGAAUGGCCCCUUGGUCCCUUACGUUUUGGCUGUCCUUCGAGCAAAUACGUCAUGCAUUAGGGGCUAGUGGGUUCUAGUGAGCAGCAACUUUCGAUCUUUGGUCAUUUUAGAUGCUUUACCAAACCCUAUUGGUGUUCAGAGCAAACAUUAUUUUGUCUAAAAGUUUUACCAUGAAGACUUUCUAAGCAUAUGCUUCUAUUUUGUAGCUUUGUGUGUGACCAAGUUACUACAGAAUUGAUCUUAUUACUUAUGACUUCCAAGAAGUGUUUGCGUGUUUGCGUUGAUUAGAUCAGUCUCCUUUUAAUGUUAGAUCUAUAAUGUUUAUUAUGUUUAACUUGUGCUUGGUGCGUGCAGGUCAUGAGAAUGAUAUGCACUGUGAUAUGUUCAUAUAGCAAGGUAUGAUUUUCGACCACCAUUCUUUCCAAAUUUCUAAAUAUUCUUUUUGGAUAUUUCUUGAAUUAACUCAUUUGCUAUCACAUGAUGUAGUAUUGAAUUACAGUAUGAGUUGAACAUUUUAUUUAUGGCUGUGAGGCAUAAUUAGCAGUUCUAUGUCUAAUGAUUACCAUUCCACAGUUGCAAUGAAUUUAGAUCCUUAUUGUGAUAUGUAUCAUACCUGUUUUUAAGUACUGUAAUUCCAGCAUGAGAAAUAUAAUCAAUUUUACACAUCACGCACAUAUGUGUUCAUUUGACAAACAACAAUAAGAGUGAUGGUAUGCCUGUAAAAGUGAUUGCAACCUUUUUAUUUUUUUUGUUGCUGUAUUUUUAUUUUCUCAUUGUUUUUUUCCCUCUUUUACGUCUUAUUUCUCAUUGAAAAUGUGACAGUUUUACCUAUAUUUCAAUUAUGUUUUCAAUGAUUAGCUUUAAGGUUGUUUUUGUUACAAACCCUCUAUCACAUGUAUAAAUUCUGUUAUUGUCUGCUUAGGCAAGAAUGACACUUAAUUGUUGUUCAGGAAUAUGCUGAGAGUUAUUUGUGAAAGGAAUGAUUUUAGACACAUUUUACUGGUAUCAACUUUUUAAAAAGAUUUUUGUUUGUUCUUUUUGUGUAUGUGCCAUUGAGAGCUAGUCCUGUCUUUUUACCUGUUGACACAUUUUUAAUGUAGGACUUUCUGAAGUGCUGUUAAAAUUCACAUAAUUAAUUUGGCACUGACAUGGCCAUUGCAGUCAAUAUUCUUAUUUACACCUGUGAGUUAUUUUUGUUGUAAUAUUUCUUUUAAGUUCUAGUCGUCUUCACUCUUUUGAAUUGGCAUAAUUGGCAUGAAUCUGUUUGAAGUGUUGGCAGCUGUAGGAAUAUGAAUUAGAUACGUUGAAGCAUUACCAUCAAUGUUCAGUCAUAAGUUGUAGUUUCCUGUUAGUACGUACUGAUAAUGCACACAAUCGAAGUAAAGAAAAUAGAAUAGAACCUUCCACUAAGUGUUUUGCUGUAUCGGUAAUCUGGUUCAAGUAAGUCUUGCUCUUUACAAUAAAGGGGUAUUGGCAAAAUA
Molecule: messenger RNA, 2806 nt
Organism: Thrips palmi
Lineage: Eukaryota; Metazoa; Arthropoda; Insecta; Thysanoptera; Thripidae
Gene: Ucp4A
Product: mitochondrial uncoupling protein 4
Exons: 7
Coding region: 440-1402 (320 amino acids)
Biological process (GO): response to cold; transmembrane transport
Source: RefSeq, a predicted model, not a curated record